CACAGCGGCGAGGUUCUGCGCGGGCGCGGAAGACGGGCGGCGCGUGGCGGAAGGCAGGCUUGCUCCUCGGGGUGGGGGAGGGUAGCCGGCUUAACGGGGCUACGGUGGACGCCACUUCUUAAUGUCGGGGGUCUUCGCGACGCUCACCUCGGCUCCUGGGGUUCGGGACGGUACGCAGCAGCCACCUUCGCGCCGAAGGCGGUAGGGCGCCACGGAAAGGAAUCGCUCUGGGCACGUAAGGCCUCGUGAGGUUGCGUCGCGCGCGGAGCUCUCUGGGACUUGUAGUUCUGGAGAUGGAGCGAGCUGUGCCGCUCGCGGUGCCUCUGGGUCAGACAGAGGUGUUCCAGGCCUUGCAGCGGCUCCAUAUGACCAUCUUCUCCCAGAGCGUCUCACCGUGUGGGAAGUUUCUGGCGGCUGGCAACAAUUAUGGGCAGAUUGCCAUCUUCAGCUUGUCCGCUGCUUUGAGCUCAGAAGCCAAAGAGGAAAGUAAGAAGCCGGUGGUGACUUUCCAAGCCCAUGAUGGGCCCAUCUAUAGCAUGGUUUCCACCGAUCGACAUCUGCUUAGUGCUGGGGAUGGGGAGGUGAAGGCCUGGCUUUGGGCGGAGAUGCUCAAGAAGGGCUGUAAGGAGCUGUGGCGUCGUCAGCCUCCAUACAGGACCAGCCUGGAAGUGCCCGAGAUCAAUGCUUUGCUGCUGGUCCCCAAGGAGAAUUCCCUCAUCCUGGCUGGGGGAGACUGUCAAUUGCACACUAUGGACCUUGAAACUGGGACUUUCACGAGGGUCCUCCGGGGCCACACAGACUACAUCCAUUGCCUGGCACUGCGGGAAAGGAGCCCAGAGGCGCUGUCAGGUGGCGAGGAUGGAGCUGUUCGACUUUGGGACCUGCGCACAGCCAAGGAGGUCCAGACGAUCGAGGUCUAUAAGCAGGAGGAGUGCUCGAGGCCCCACAAUGGGCGCUGGAUUGGAUGUUUGGCAACUGAUUCCGACUGGAUGGUCUGUGGAGGGGGCCCAGCCCUCACCCUCUGGCACCUCCGAUCCUCUACACCCACCACCAUCUUCCCCAUCCGGGCGCCACAGAAGCACGUCACCUUCUACCAGGACCUGAUUCUGUCAGCUGGCCAGGGCCGCUGUGUCAACCAGUGGCAGCUGAGCGGGGAGCUGAAAGCCCAGGUGCCCGGCUCCUCCCCAGGGCUGCUCAGCCUCAGCCUCAACCAGCAGCCGGCCGCGCCUGAGUGCAAGGUCCUGACAGCUGCAGGCAACAGCUGCCGGGUGGAUGUCUUCACCAACCUGGGUUACCGAGCCUUCUCCCUGUCCUUCUGAUCUCCGACGACACCCCCAGCCAGCGCAGGGUUUUAGAGUGUUUUUCAUUUUCUUUUUUUUUUUUUACAAUAAAGUUUCAGGCUUUUU
Molecule: messenger RNA, 1406 nt
Organism: Symphalangus syndactylus (siamang)
Lineage: Eukaryota; Metazoa; Chordata; Mammalia; Primates; Hylobatidae
Gene: THOC6
Product: THO complex subunit 6
Biological process (GO): mRNA export from nucleus
Cellular component (GO): THO complex; transcription export complex
Molecular function (GO): protein binding
Source: RefSeq, a predicted model, not a curated record